AGUGAGGAAAGGGUUCUGAGAGCCUUGGAAGUGAUAUUCGUGAUCACCGCGAAAUUCUCUAUCGAAUGGUGUAUGAAGUGUCGAAAAAUAAAUUUCACUGCAAGGCUGCCCUGGGUGCAUCUUACACUUUAAAAAGAAAUGCUACUUAAUUUGAUCAUAAGUUACAUUUUUUUAGAGUGUACUUUCUAUUUUUACGUGCUGCAGUUGUGCGAUCUCUCUCUUCUUUUUGUAUUACACUUUCUUCUAUUAUGUAGCUAUGAUACUUAUUUACUUUUUAAUAAAACACUUGCUAGUUAACUGUUAACCAACGUGCGGCUAGUAGUCAUUCAACGAUUAGUAAAAUAACAGUAGAAUACUGCAGAUAAAGAUCUGCAUUUAUAUAAAAAGAAUUUUCUAUUGUUCUUUGUUGUGAUUGGCUUUCCCUAUAAAAAGCAUUCCAGUGCGACACUGGUAAAAACUAAUGUGGCACUGACAAUGCACAUAGCUUGCCACAGAUCACUGGCUACCAGCGAUGUGCACCAGUGCCCAGCAAGUGGCGAUUGGUACCCGUGCACACCAGUAUCGAUAUAUCUCUGCCAAAAAAGUGCCGCACUAAAAGUCAGGGGCGCACUGGAAUUUAUCUAACCAGUUUAAUUAGUUUUUUAUUAUGGUUGUUUAAACUGAAUUUUGUAUUAGAGUGCGGCACUGAUCAAAUAAAAUAUUUUUAAUUAUAAAGGUGAUUUGAAGCUUGGAGUUGCAUCAAAAAUCAAGUUGAAGUUAUGCCACCGUAGGCGCAUGACUUAUAACACAUCUCAUGUGUACAACUAACACAUAUGAAUGAAAAAUUCGUUGACUUUUCCCUAACAUAACAUCAAGUAUAUUCAAGUGGUUUUAUAUCUCCACGAUGGUCUGUAGUACAGUAUCAUACGAACUUUCAUUGCUCAGGCGCAUAAAAAAUUGGCAUUAAAUUACGUAUCAACAGCUAGUUAACGAUAAACUGCGUAACCAACAACUAAGUAUCAUUUACAAACUAGCAAAUUUUGACAAAUCUAUUUCAGGUGGCUUACUCUAUAAGUGUCUUUUCCAAACUUCAUCACUUGUUGAUCAUCAUAAAUGAGUAGAUACAUUCGACCUUUUUAGGUCGAAAAAAGAAUAUCAUCAUGUUUUUCGUGUCAGUAUUAACCUAUAUGGGUCAUUUCUACAAAAAAAGAAUGCAAUUUUAUUCGAAUAAGUCAUAUGGCCUUCCUUCUUAAUUCCUUUUUGAUUAUUAUCGGUGCUUGAAAAACAAAAAAAGCACAACACCAAACUGACGUUAAACAAUUUUGUAUUGGACCACGAAAUAACAAUCAACAAUAAUCAUGAAGUUUUUUCAACUAUUGUGUAUAAUAUUGGGAUUCUUAUGCAUCAGCAGUGAAGAUUGUGAUUUUAUUUCGUUUGAUGAUAUUGGCUAUGGUCAAGAACUAAUACCUGAUGGUUAUAGACAAUUAAAUUGGUUUGGUGUACAUUAUUUGAAAAACGAUGAUGAUUAUAUUUACAAUGGUUAUGCAGCAGCAUUGACAAGUGGAAAAUAUAUUGCAUAUAUUGCUCAUAUUGAAGAUGAUCAAUUGCAACUACCUACAAUUAACAGUAUUAACAAUAUAACAACGUUUAAUGCUCGUUCGUUUAUUGCUGCCGCAGCUUGGGCUAAUGAUAUACAAUUGUCAAUAACUGGUUUAAAUAAUAAUCAGAUAUUGUAUGAAAAAACCGUAACAAUUGAACAAUUAGUACCUAGCAUAGUUGAAUUAAAUUGGUCUAAUAUAGAUAUGAUAACAUUCAAUACUUCUGGUGGCAUACCAACUAACGGCUAUAGUUUAACUAGACAAGUUGCAUUUGAUAAUUUAUGUAUUGUCAUAAAUCCUCCAGAAUUCAAAUGCCCAACAACCACAUCAAGUGGAUUGUAUAUAAAUUCACUGGAUUCUGAAACAUUCUGGCAAUGUUCAAAUGGUAUUCCAUAUUUACAACAUUGUCCAAGUGGGUUGGAAUGGUCUCAAGACAAACUAACAUGCGACUGGAAAGUUCCUACUACAACAAUCGUAACUACCACCAUCGUACCCCCAGAUUGUACGCUGAUCACAUUCGAGAAUAUACCAUCAGACGACUAUUCUGUUAGUAGUUGGAUACCCUCUACAUAUCAUGAUUUGAGUUGGACAAAUGUUUAUUAUCUUAAUGUUCCAUACCAAGAAGAACGACACGGUUGGUCUGGAUAUUCAAGUGCUUUAGCAAGUGGAGAAUAUGCAGUAUUUAACAGAGGUGGCGAAUCGAUGACAAUUAGUAAAGCAACAACAUUCAAUAUCAAUUCAUUUGUAGCCGCUGCCGUUUGGGCACAAAAUCUUAAAAUUGAUUUAACUGGAUCAAACAAUGGUUUAGUAGUAUACAACAAAACAAUUGUACUUCAGGUAACAUCAGCGACGUUAGUUGAACUAAAUUGGUCUAAUAUAGAUACGAUUCAUUUUGAACCAUACGAUGGUGAAGCAUAUUCAUAUUUUAUGUAUAAUACACAUUUUGCUAUUGAUGAUCUUUGUAUUAAAUUUCAUUGA
This is a messenger RNA of Didymodactylos carnosus, 2555 nucleotides long. The record is from the annotation of a GenBank genome assembly. NCBI's taxonomy places the organism in Eukaryota, Metazoa, Rotifera, Eurotatoria, Philodinida, Philodinidae.